Sesamum indicum (sesame) is the source of this 771-nucleotide messenger RNA. RefSeq names its product transcription factor ORG2-like. Gene Ontology annotation, molecular function: protein dimerization activity; RNA polymerase II transcription regulatory region sequence-specific DNA binding; DNA-binding transcription factor activity, RNA polymerase II-specific. Gene Ontology annotation, biological process: regulation of transcription by RNA polymerase II. The record is from RefSeq and is a predicted model, not a curated record. Gene Ontology annotation, cellular component: RNA polymerase II transcription regulator complex. Lineage: Eukaryota; Viridiplantae; Streptophyta; Magnoliopsida; Lamiales; Pedaliaceae.
AUAUAGGUAAUUAUAAUUGCAAAUUACAACACAUAAACACUAGUACUUAGUUUCAAAGAAAUGUUGGGCAUAUCCCCACAGUUGGCUAGCCUAGGGUGUUUCAUGGAGGAUUCCAACACCCUGCACCAUGAUCAAGAAAACCCCUUCUUCAUCAGCUCAGUACUCUCCAUUGAUGGUGAUGAUCAAUAUCUCAACGAUUCUCCUCCCUCUGGGAAACUAUUCUCUAAUUCUCAUCAUGGUGAGGGCUUUCAUCAUCAUCAUCAUCAUCAAAUGGUUAAGAAGCUGAAUCAUAAUGCAGUAGAACGUGAUCGGCGUAGGAAAAUGAACACCUUGUUUUCUACUCUUAGAUCAUUGCUUCCUUCAGAUGAUCAAUCUAAAAAAUUAAGCAUUGCUGCCACAGUCUCAAGAGUGCUCAAGUACAUCCCCGAGCUGAGGAAAGAAGUGGAGAGACUUGACCAAAAGAAGGAAACCCUAAUGAUGAUGAGGACAAAGAUUUGUAGUCAAGUGUCAAUUGAUGAUGACGAUUUUAGGACAAAAUUAGCACGACUCUCAGCAGUUUCAGCUACACAAAUAAGUGGUGAAGAAAUUGUUGUUCAGAUUUCAGUGCCCAAAUUGGACAAGGGUAAUCUGAUCUUGUCUGAAACCCUAAUGCAUUUGGAGAUGGAGGGUUUUCUUGUACUAACUGCAUCUUCUUUUGAGACACUUCAAGGCAGGCUUUUCUGUAAUUUACAUCUUCAGGUACUUUAUUUUUUUUAAUAUAUUUUUUUAUUA